Ilyonectria robusta is the source of this 243-nucleotide messenger RNA. Its product is annotated as kinase-like domain-containing protein. NCBI's taxonomy places the organism in Eukaryota, Fungi, Ascomycota, Sordariomycetes, Hypocreales, Nectriaceae. The transcript has a single exon. Gene Ontology annotation, cellular component: nucleus; cytoplasm. Gene Ontology annotation, molecular function: protein serine/threonine kinase activity; ATP binding. Gene Ontology annotation, biological process: protein phosphorylation; mitotic DNA damage checkpoint signaling. The record is from RefSeq and is a predicted model, not a curated record. The annotation marks the transcript as partial.
CUUAUCAACGGCCUCGAUCACAUUCAUCAACUAGGCAUUCAACAUCGAGAUAUCAAGCCGACCAACAUCCUCAUCCACGAUAACAAUGUUCUUCUCGCCGACUUUGGUAUAUCGACUGUGGGUCCGGGUAUGACCCGUACGACUGAGCUGGAUAAGCCCCGUGCUCGGACACCAGCGUACUGCGCUCCAGAAGUUGAGGAAGGACACACUCGCAGCCAGGCAGCGGAUAUCUUCUCAAUUGGA